Messenger RNA from Xyrauchen texanus (razorback sucker), 3105 nucleotides. It is a transcript of the gene dgat1a, whose product is annotated as diacylglycerol O-acyltransferase 1a. Gene Ontology annotation, molecular function: diacylglycerol O-acyltransferase activity. Gene Ontology annotation, biological process: triglyceride biosynthetic process. The coding region runs from base 574 to 2136 and encodes 520 amino acids. Gene Ontology annotation, cellular component: endoplasmic reticulum membrane. The transcript is spliced from 17 exons. The record is from RefSeq and is a predicted model, not a curated record. NCBI's taxonomy places the organism in Eukaryota, Metazoa, Chordata, Actinopteri, Cypriniformes, Catostomidae.
AAAAAUUAUAUAAUAAUAAAAACAAUACAUUUAAAAAAUAAGUAUAAAUGUAGGGUAUCUUAACAUGACCUUGGGCUUACCAUGAAGAAAUAUUGCCCUGCUUUGACUUAAUACAGAUCAGUUAUGAAAAUUAUAAAAGUUAUAAAAGACGUAUGAAACUUUAAUGCAGUUGUGCAAUUGCUCAAAUGUGGAGCCUUCUUUUUCCACACAAUGUUAUAGAAUCAAUACAAAUAGAAAAUAUUAACAAAAUAUGUGCCAGAUGAUAAUAGCAUAAAUAAUAAAAAUCUAAUAAUAAUAUAGAAUAGACAUUUCCUAUAAACAUAAUUACAACAGAUCUUAUAUAAAAUAAUGGCUAUUGCAUCAAAGCGAAUGUUUUAUGACACUCAGUGUUAAGACUGUUAGCAAAUCAUUGCAGAUGGCUGUAAAACAGUGUAAUCUGAGACUGUUUUUUAUUACUUAAAGUGUGCCAUGGUGCAUUUGGGUGUCACCACAGCACUUGCGCAAAGUGUGCGCAGCGCGGCGGGCUUCAUGCGCCCUAACCGACUCGAUUUAACCCGCUGAUAUCAAAGAUCGAUGAAACGAAAAGACCAUGAGAGAAACAAUGCGUCGGUAAGCUUUAAAUUAGCCGUGAAAAUGGGCGACAGAGGCGAGAGGGGCACGGUAAAGCACAGACGGAGAACCACGAUCUCUGGAGAGUCGGCGGAGGCUCGAGCGAAGCGCAGCGGCGCAGCAGAGACGCUCAGCGGGCAGGUGAACGAGCGAGAGCGGAGGCAGGAGACAUCAGCCACAGCGAACAAACACAAGAAUGACAAUGAUACUGUCGAGACAAGACUCAGCUGUCACAAGCUUCAGGAGUCAUUGCUCAGCUCUGAUAGCGGCUACAGCAAUUACAGAGGAAUACUCAACUGGUGUGUGGUCAUGCUGGUUUUGACCAAUGCACGGCUUUUCCUGGAGAACCUUAUAAAAUAUGGCAUACUGGUGGAUCCCAUCCAGGUGGUGUCUCUCUUCUUAAAGGACCCCUAUAGCUGGCCUGCGCUGUGCCUGAUCAUCGUGUCAAACGUGUUUAUAAUGGCAGCGCUGUACACUGAGAGAAGACUAUCUGUGGGCUCCUUUUCUGAGGGUACUGGAACAUUCCUUCAUUUUGCCAAUCUUGCAGCACUUUUGUGUUUCCCAGCCGCUACAGUUCUCACCGUGACCUCCAUGACCCCAGUGGGCGGUGCUGCGGCGUUGGGGGUCUACACAGUUCUCUUCCUAAAACUCUACUCAUACAGAGACGUCAACAAAUGGUGCAGAGAGACAAGACGCGCCAAAGCCCGCACCCUGUCCCGCUCGCAUUCUCUUCCGUCUGUUCACAGAGCGAAUGGCACAACCGCAAACACACACGCGACAUAUCCGGGCAACCUCACACACAGAGACAUGUAUUAUUUUAUUUUUGCUCCGACUCUGUGUUAUGAGCUCAACUUCCCGCGGUCUCCACGGAUACGGAAGCGUUUCUUGCUGCGACGAUUGUUCGAGAUGCUGUUUUUAAUACAGUUAAUGGUUGGAUUAAUACAGCAGUGGAUGGUGCCUACUAUUCAAAACUCAAUGAAACCCUUUCAGGACAUGGAUUUCUCUAGAAUGGUUGAACGACUGCUGAAACUCGCCGUGCCCAAUCAUUUAAUCUGGCUCAUCUUUUUCUAUUGGUUUUUCCACUCCUCUAUGAACUUCGUAGCUGAGCUCAUGCAGUUCGGAGACCGCGAGUUUUACCGGGACUGGUGGAACUCUGAAACAGUCCCAUAUUUUUGGUCGAACUGGAACAUUCCUGUACACAAAUGGUGUCUACGACACUUUUAUAAGCCCAUGUUGGUGAAAGGCAUUAAUAGGUUACCGGCUCAGAUUGCUGUGUUCUUCCUGUCUGCGUUUUUCCACGAGUAUUUGGUGAGCAUUCCCCUUAAGAUGUUUCGGCUGUGGGCAUUCUUGGGUAUGAUGUCACAGAUCCCACUCGCCUACUUUGUGGGUCGAUUCUUGACAGGAAACUAUGGCAAUGCCGCUGUGUGGAUGUCGCUGAUCAUCGGCCAGCCGGUCGCCGUGCUUAUGUACGUCCAUGACUAUUACGUGCUGAAUUCUGUGGCCUUGAGGCAGGACGAUGCACCAUGACGUGACGUUCUCUAUAAUAUCCGAGAUGUUGAAUGUAAAAGCGAUGCAUAUAUUUUUACAAGGGAAAUGACACGUUUUUAACACAAUAAAAGGCCCAUUUUUUUAAAGGCACUUGGACGGAGCAGUGCGAGUAGUCGUGUGUUUUAUCAUGUGCAAUCGUAAUUGAAACACUGCCAAGCCAAAGCAACACAACAACACCUUCUCACUUCUGUUUCAUACUUGAAACGUUCCUACAACAUUGAUCAAUGCAGAGGCACAAAAUGAAGUGCCAAAAAAGUGAUGUUGUUCGUUAUUAUUUUUCAGUUUUUUUCUUCAGUAUAAAUCGAAUGUUUUUAUGAUUUGUGAUCGAAUCAGGUUUUUGCACUUUAUUUGACAAUGCAUGAAGUGUGUCAUUGUUUUACCUUAAAGAAUGCAAGUUUACUUUCAACUUAAAUAAGUAUUCAUUUUAAGAAUGUACCUGCUUUUACAAUGGCAAGAAAAAGUAUGUGAACCCUCUGGAAUUACCUGCAUUUAUGAACAGAUUUGUCCGAAAAUAUGGUUUGAUCUUCAUCCACAAUCGUUUUGAACUAAUAUUGUUCUUGCACAUUUUGAAUACAUCAUUCAAAAAUUCACAGUGCAGGUUGGAAGAAGUAUGUGAACCCCAGAGAGUCAGGAGUUGGCAAACCUUCAGAAACGAGAUCGGAGGUGCGGGUUAGAGCUACUUUGACUUAUAAAAAGCACUCAAACAUUUUGAGUUUGCUAUUCACUAGAAGCAUCUGCUGAUGUGGACCUUUUUAGCUGACCUACAAUCAAUAAUUGUUGCUUUGCCUAAAGCUGGAAAGGGCUACAGAGUUAUCUUGAAGAAACACUUGCUUGAGGUUAUUGCUGCCAAAGAAGGAUCGACCAGUUAUUAAAUCCAAGGGUUCACAUACUUUUUCCACAGCACUGUGCAUGUUUAAUGGGAUGUGUUCAAUGAAGACAUGAAAGAUU